Messenger RNA from Cynocephalus volans (Philippine flying lemur), 2497 nucleotides. RefSeq names its product WD repeat and SOCS box containing 1 (gene WSB1). The record is from RefSeq and is a predicted model, not a curated record. Gene Ontology annotation, molecular function: protein binding. Lineage: Eukaryota; Metazoa; Chordata; Mammalia; Dermoptera; Cynocephalidae. The transcript is spliced from 9 exons. The coding region runs from base 262 to 1527 and encodes 421 amino acids. Gene Ontology annotation, biological process: protein polyubiquitination; intracellular signal transduction.
GUGUGUUGGGCGGGUUGUCUUGGUCCGUAGGCGGGAGGCAGGGCGUAAGUCUAUUGUCUGUGUUUGACACUCUAGUUUGGUUCGAGGCCUGCCGGAGCUGUCCCGGGGCCGUCAACAGAAGCCGCAGCUACCGCCCCCGCCCCUCCCCUUCCCUCCGUCCCCGGGCGGAAACGAGCCGGUGUCACGCCCCUCAGCACUCCCCGUUCCCUUCUCUGUCGUUGCGUCCGCAUCGUGUCCCCGGAAUCAGACGGUGACCCAUAGAUGGCCAGCUUUCCCCCGAGGGUCAACGAGAAAGAGAUCGUGAGAGCACGUACUAUAGGUGAACUUUUAGCUCCAGCAGCUCCUUUUGACAAGAAAUGUGGUCAUGAAAAUUGGACUGUUGCUUUUGCUCCAGAUGGUUCAUAUUUUGCUUGGUCACAAGGACAUCGUACAGUAAAGCUUGUUCCGUGGUCCCAGUGCCUUAAGAACUUUCUCUUGCAUGGCACUAAAAACGUUACCAAUUCAAACAGUUCAAGAUUGUCAAGACAAAAUAGUGAUGGUGGUCAGAAAAAUAAGCCUCGUGAACAUAUUAUAGACUGUGGCGAUAUAGUCUGGAGUCUUGCUUUUGGAUCUUCAGUUCCAGAAAAACAGAGUCGCUGUGUAAACAUAGAAUGGCAUCGAUUCAAAUUUGGACAAGAUCAGCUACUCCUUGCCACAGGGUUAAACAAUGGGCGUAUCAAAAUAUGGGAUGUAUAUACAGGAAAACUCCUCCUUAACUUGGUAGAUCAUACUGAAGUGGUCAGAGAUUUAACUUUUGCUCCAGAUGGGAGCUUGAUCCUAGUGUCAGCUUCAAGAGACAAAACUCUCAGAGUGUGGGACCUGAAAGAUGAUGGGAACAUGAUGAAAGUAUUGAGGGGGCAUCAGAACUGGGUGUAUAGCUGUGCGUUCUCUCCUGACUCUUCUAUGCUGUGUUCAGUUGGAGCCAAUAAAGCAGUUUUUCUUUGGAAUAUGGAUAAAUAUACCAUGAUACGGAAACUAGAAGGACAUCACCACGAUGUUGUAGCUUGUGACUUUUCUCCUGAUGGAGCAUUACUGGCUACUGCAUCUUACGAUACUAGAGUAUAUAUCUGGGAUCCACAUAAUGGAGACAUUCUGAUGGAAUUUGGGCACCUGUUUCCCCCACCUACACCAAUAUUUGCUGGAGGAGCAAAUGACCGAUGGGUACGAUCUGUAUCUUUUAGUCAUGAUGGACUGCAUAUUGCAAGCCUUGCUGAUGACAAAAUGGUGAGGUUCUGGAGAAUUGAUGAGGAUUAUCCAGUACAAGUUGCACCUUUGAGCAAUGGUCUUUGCUGUGCCUUUUCUACUGAUGGCAGUGUUUUAGCUGCUGGGACACAUGAUGGAAGUGUGUAUUUUUGGGCCACUCCAAAGCAAGUCCCUAGCCUUCAACAUUUAUGUCGCAUGUCUAUCCGAAGAGUGAUGCCUACCCAAGAAGUCCAGGAGCUGCCGAUUCCUUCCAAAGUUUUGGAAUUUCUCUCUUAUCAUAUUUAGAAGCCUUUGCCUUCCCUAGUAGUAGGGACUGACAGAAUACACUUUACACAAACCUCAAGCUUUACUGACUUUAAGUAUCUGUUUUUAAAGGUUUAGAAAAUUUAUUUAAUUUGAUACAUUCUUCUACUGCAUUUUGAUUAGUUGAGCUUUUAAAAUAUUUAUAGACUAGGAGAAAUACUUCUGAACAUAUCAUGUAAAUUUUUUUAAAGAUCUAACUGUGAAAACAUACAUGCAUGUAAAUAUUUAGAUAUAAGCUGCUAUGUUUUGAAUGGACUCUCUUGCUUUUCUGAUUUUUAGUUUGGACGUGUAUAUAUUGCUUCGGUAGAGCCAUAAUAUGUACCUUUGCUGUAAAGUGGAAGCAUUUUUUUAUUUUGGGACACUGACUUAGAUGGUAAAUAUUGACUUAGGAAAGCUGAAUUGCCUCAUACAAAAUGUAUUUGUUUCUGGGGGGUUGGGGGGCCACGUGUCAAACUGAUCUACAAGUGAAACACAAGUUUUUGUAUAGGGAAAGGGUUUUGUUUUCCUUAGGAACGGCAUCUGAGAGGUGGAAUUUGAAUUUGACGUUAAAAAAACAGCAGAUCCAUGAUAUAACUAGUAAAAGGGUGUGUGUCUCACACCCACCCCCCAAUACCACUGUGGGCUAUUUUGGAAAGCAGCUUGCUACUUUACCCCGUGGUAUAAAGUAUUAUAAAUUUUAGUCAAUUCGAGAAAUCCAUCUACUGUAUUAUUACUGAAUAUUUUGUUUGUACUAAGGGACAUUUAAGACUAAGGAUUUUUUUUAAAAAAACAUUUAUUCUGUGUUUCUGCAGUGGAUGAUAUUGGUGAAUUGCCAAAGAGAAGCAAUACAGUAUAUCUGCUUUUGCCUUCUGUUAUUUAUCUUACCUGCAGAUAUUAAGAAUGUAUGCAUUAUGUAAAAUGCUUGAUUAUAUAUUUUUGUUGAGUUUUUUAAUUAAAGACUUGUAAAAAACCA